UUAAUACAACGAAAUACUUUCCAGUAUAACAAGAACCUUUCAAGUACUAGUGGCGCUGUGAGCUAUGGAAGCGUGGCGGUGUUGGGCGUGUAUGCUGUGAUGUGAGUGGAUGUAAGUAAUGAAAACGGAAUGAUUGUAUAUGAUGAAGUUCUGUAAUGGGGAUGUGGUAACUGAAUCAUAAUUUGUUAAUGAAAGUUAAACUCAUUAAGUUAUUGAAGAGUAAUUAAUGGAGAAUAUAGUGCUAUGUGCCGUUUACGUAGAGCCAUGCUUUCCUUACGUGAAGGUUGAAAGAUAUUCAAACCAUUAUUAAGCCUUCAACCUUAUUUUCUGGCGGUGGAAUGCUGCCAACGAAUUCACUGUUCAAUGAUAAAGGUAGCCUGUUAACCUAUCAGCACAAAGGUGGUACUAGUGACAUUGACAUCUUUGUGGAGAAACAAGUGUUUCUUGAUGUAAGAGAUCAUAAAUUAAGUGCUCAUAUUGAAGGCAUUUUGAAGAACUUGGGUGCAACUGUCCACAUAUUUUUUGUGGAGGACGUGAAUUUGAUCGUAACUGAUAGAAAAGGAUGGAUUGCAGGAUGCAGUGGUGUCGGCGAAAGCCCACGUUCUCAUGUUACAUACAAGUCUUCGUGGAUGUUUGGCUCAUGUUCUAGUGGUGCUUCUGGAUUUCAUUCAUGGGAGAACAGAGAAGAAUUACACAGUAAGUCUCGGGUGGAGGAGAUGCUAAAGAGAGUGAAAGAUCAACCUACUCAAGUGACUAUUGAUCCAUUGGAUAUAGCUACAAAGAAAGGAAUCACCAUAUUGCCAUUGGAAGAAGCUUGGCAGCGAAUCAGAAAUAUUUCUAACUCGGCUGUAGCUGAGGUUAGACAUUUAAAAUCUCCAUUCAUAAAAGUGGAUGUUCCACAUGGCAAUUACCAGCCAGUGCUGAAAGAAUUUCAAGUAGGGUGGCCGUCUCUAAAGAUAAAUGGUACAGGAAGCCCAUUUGUUUCUCCAAAUAGUCAAGCCAAAGGUUCACAUCAAUCUGGAACAGCCAAUGCUAUUCCACUCCAACCAUUUGAAAAUAAGAUUGGAAAAGAAAAUCAUAGUACAUUGUUGGGUGCCAAGAGAGUGAAGUCGGAUGUACAAGGCACCCUUCACUUAAACAUCCAUCAGGGUGCAAAGGUUUACAUUUCCUCAAAAGUAUCAAUAGAUGAAAACUUGCCUUGUGCAGUUGAAACUGAAAAAAAUUAUAAAUGUGUGAAAAACCCAUUUGAUCCGAGAAAUUAUUUGAGAGUACGUAAGGAAUCUUUGAAAAGAAGAGAACAUAGUUCUGAAAAGAGUAAUUUACUUAAUUCCGAAGACUUUGUUGAAAAGAAGGUAGGGAAUUGUUCCCAAACUCAAGAAAUUUGUGAAAAUUCAGGUCUUGUAAAUAACACAAGAAUAUUAAAACACCCAGGAUUCAUUUUUAAUACUCCCACUAAUGUAGCUGUUUCAACUCCCAUUGUUAAAAACACUGAGGUGUCUAGUGGAUUAUGUAGUCUAUUAAACUCCGAACUAAAUGCUUAUAGAGCACAGUUAUCCUCAGAAUGCCACAUAACUAUCAAGUUAACAGAUAAUACUAAGUUCAGUGGUGUUAUGCAAAUGCCUAUUAGGCCACCUAGAUCUGGAAAAUUGUAUGUGUUUCUUCCCGAACCCAAGACGACAAGGGAAGUAGGUGAAAUUCAUGUAUUGCUGCGGGGUGAAAAUGUACCUGUACCACCAGAGAAAACCUUUCUGGCCCACAAAACUGCAUUUCAAGUUUAUGAAUUUUGUGAACUGUUAUCUCAAGGCUUCCUAGUUGUGACAGGUGGAAGCAGAGUUAAUAUUUAUGAUGAUAUCACAACAGAUAGUUGCUUUGAAACCCUCCAGUGUUCACAUGGUGUUUUCAGGAAUGAAAAGUCGCUCAACCAUAAUGCAAGGAGUGAGGACACAAAAAGUAGAGUACCCUGUACUGGUGAUGUAAACAGAAACUCUGUAGCUAUAAAUGUAAGUCUCAAAUCUGCUGAUACCUUUACUGAAAAGUGGUUAGCAGCAAUAUAUGGCAUUAUAAUCAAAGUUACAGUGCAGAAUGAUUUUAAUGCUCCAGUAAAUUGUGUGAAUGUGAGUGUGUAUGCUAAACAUUGUGAGCCUUGUUUGCAAGAGUACCCAAAUAUUGUGGUACCUCAGUUAAAUCUAGAAAUUCUUGAGAUUGUAAUUUCAUUGGUGAAGUUGGCUUGUGAAACUGGGCAACUUCUAGAGUGGUGUAAGGUAGCGGCACUAAAGAAACAAAGCAGUCAUUGUGAGCUGGAGGACUCGGCUAACAAUUAUUUAGGUGAAACCUUGCUUUUUAAGCUGGUGUUUUCUGAACAGUGUUUUUUUGAUGAAACAUUGAAAACAGUGCUUCAAAAUACUGUAGAGUAUUCAUUGUUCAAUAGAAAGUUCAAGGAUGACUUGAUUCAUCAGUGUGAAUUUGAUCUGCAAUAUCCAGUCAAAGUUUUUGAUUGUGCACAGACAUUCAAGAAUAUACACGAAGCAACAUUUAAGAAACCUAAAGAUCCAGUGGGUGAUAUCUUGGAGAAAGAAGUUUUCAAAAAGCCUGAAAAAAGAAUUUCCAAAACUAGAGACACUUCAAUUUUUAGUGUUCCCAGGGGAACAGCUAAGGGCUUUCAUGGAGAUUUGCAAUGCAUUUCGCCCAGCGUACGAAAGUUAGUGGAACCUGUUCAUACGAAAUCUAAAAAAUUGAAGUUCGACAAGGAUGUAAGUGUGCCGUUGGUGAAAAGAUACAUGUCAGACUUUAUUCUAAGGAAAAAAACUCUUGAAACAAAUGGGAGCUCUGUGAAAGAGAUUAAUACCAACAAAUGGAGUGCUGUGAAGAAAUGCCGUGAUUUGCAGUCUACAAGUGUGCCUCAUAAGAAAAGGCCAUCACACAAGUCAGUGAAGCCACUCGGUAAUAUUCCAGGUUAUUGUGAAAUAUGCAGCUGUGAUUAUACUUCCUUGGCAAAACAUGAAGCGGAAAGUUCACAUCGCAAUUUCUUUCUGAAGACUGACAACUUUGAUGAAUUGGAUCAAUACAUAUCAGAGGUCAACAGUGAAUCAGCAUCGGUUUUAAAGAAUUCGGGAGUGUUCUUUGGGCCUAAUCGACGUUCCCUUCGCAGUGAUAAGGCAACUUACGUCUCAGGUACUCAAAUGAACUCAGACUCUAACAAUUGGAAGAAUUCACUCCCAUCUGCACGAAGAGCAUCACUUCCCCCUUUCUCAAAUGGUCAUCAUUUGAGGUCUGGUAAAUUACUGGAGAAAGCUACCAAAACUACGGGUCAGAAUGAUUCUAUGGAGCAGGUGCAGUGCAAUGGUGUAAAUCCUUCCCAUUGUUAUGACACCAGAUAUGGUAGUCGAAAUGCUGAACAACAUAAUCAGAAAUUUUCACCGAGGAAGACCAAUCAUUGGGAUGGUCCAUUAGGAGGGAAACCAAAACGUACUCGAACAACUUCAGCAUCAUUUCUAAACUUAUCAGAAACUGAUCAACUGUCUCGUACUGUUAGUGAUUUAGGCCCUAAACUAAGAUCCCGUCAUGUGUGGUUUCCAAAUAACCUAAUUGCGCUAUCAUCUGAUGUUGAUGAUGGUUCUAAACAUUCUUGUACUACACAGUAUGAAGCUUUGCCCCUAGGAAAAGGUGUUCAAGAUUACAAAGAUGAUUUUAAUACCACUUUAACUGGCAGUGAUUUAAAUAUUAAAGAAGAUAAAGUGUAUAAACAUUCUGAUCCUAAACACUGUCAUCAGAUGGUAAAAAGGAAACGUCUUACAGCUGAAGAAAAGUUAAUAGAAGAUAAUAAAGCUUAUUAUAAAUUAGAAGUUAAAAACAGUAAACUGCGCUCAAGUGGUUAUUACAUACAUCAAAGAGAAAGCAGUGCCUCUGUUGUGGAUAAAGAACCAAAAGUAACUGAACUUGAAAUACCUAAAGAGACAGUUGUCACGUGUAAUGGUGAUCAGACUGAGUGUGCGAGUGUUAAAGAUAUUGGUAAUGAGAAGUCAUGUUCUGUUGUAGAAGUUAAGAGAAAUAAAAUAAGACUAUCAGAGCUUUCCCUAUUGAACAAUGAAGCAGAAAAUUUUAUGUUUGGUGAACUCACUAAGAAUAAUGAAUAUAGUAGUGAUGAUAGUGAUUAUGAAGAUAACAAGAAUAAUCUUGGGAAUAAUAGUAUAUGUUGUGAAGAUUCUGUUGGUGAGGAUUCAAAGAAUAAUAAUGGUGAUGAUUUAUUAAUUAAUAAAUGUAAAAGUUUAAGUGAAUUAAAAAUAGGGAACAAAGAAAAAAACCUAAAUUACAGUAAUAAAGAAACUUCUCUGAACAUUAGUCAGAAAUUUGACCACUGCUCUCAAAACAAUAUACCACAAUUUGAUUGUGAAGUAUCAUUUCAACAAAAAGGUGAGAAACAUUUUCUUAAUGAUUCAGAAUAUGAAGAAAAUAUGCUUGAAUACUGUUCAUUAACUAAUAGUGAAUGCAACAGUGUGGAUAAUUUUCAGAGAAGACACAGAAAAAGAGCUCUUUCUGAGUCUCACGUUCAUGGUAAUGUAGCCUCUUACAAAAGUGAAGUGUCCGAUGUUCAGUCUUAUAUCCAUGUUCGUGCUUCACCUCAUAUGUCUGUGAAAAUGCAAAACAAAUUGGAAAAUGAAAAUGGGAAUGAUGGUGUAGUGAGGACAAAUAGUUACAGUAGCCCGUGUACAUCUGAAAAUAUAAAUGCAAGUUUGCAAUCUUCCAAUUGUGAUAAGUUGGAACUUAAGCCUUCCUGUCUGCCAAAAGUUGGAAGUGAAGACAAAGAUGACAAAAUGAAACCUAGUGAUAAAUACCCAAAUGUUAAAAAUGAAGCUGUUACAGGUCUUUAUUUUUCUUUUGAAGGUAUACCAGAGAGUGAACCAUGGUUUCAAACAUACCAACGUCAGGAUGAAGGAGAAGAGUUUUAUUUGUCUACUGUUCAUGAUUGUACUUACUGGAAAUCAUUUCUCUUGCCAUAUGAGAUGCCACCAGAACAUUUUAAUACUUUGAGUAAUAAUGUAGGUGUUCCAAAAACCACGAAAGUAACAACUAUUAAGAGGCGUAAGAGGAAAAACAAUGCAAAUUUAUUGGAUAAAAAACCUAGAAAAUCUCCUCGUUGUCAUGCAUCUACUCUUGCAAUUUUGUCAAGCUUGAUGCAUCAUAGGAAGAGGAGAGAGAGUGAAAAGCUCAGUGAUGAUAAUUUACCAAGAAAUGCUGAAGAAGAUCCUACAAACUCCCCUCUAGCAAGCAAUGCAAAUUCAAACCAACAGAGAGGAAUAAAUGACCUUGCUCAGAAUGCAGAUCAGUUACUUGGUUUGUAUUCAGAGAUUGGUGUGUCAUCUGAAAGUCAUGCUGUUUCUACUGCUGAUGCAAGUGAAGAAGUGAAUCAUGGAAGAAGUCACAAAAUAAAGGGAUUGAAAUAUAAAAGACCUCAUAAGUCUAUACAUACUGGUAGCACUAAAAAAAGUGAAACAGAUAUCAAUAUGAAAUCUCAUGAUGUUAUUGAUGUAGAUCCUGUAGUAUUGGAGGAAUUAGCUGUCAGUGGUGAAAAUUCCUUUAGUUGUGUGGAUGAUCUCAGUAUACGAAAUAGAGGGGGACCAUAUAUGGAUGUUAUAUCAUUAUUAAAUGGUUAUGGCAAUUGCUGUUGUGUAGAGGGAUUAAUGAAAAGUAGGGAUAUGUCACGAUAUGAUGAUGUGCAUCCUUCAAGAGAGACUUGUAAUAGUUCAGAAUGUGCAUCUUCCACUGGUGAAACUGCACAUUAUUCAGAUAUGAUUAGGGUAAGAGGAAAGAAAAGAAAGAGGAAGAAAAACAUGACUGGAUGGCCAGUUGAAAAACAAAAACUUAAGAGAAGGUUAUUGUUAAAGUUAGCAAGGCCAGAAUUGCAAGCAACAGUUUCAGAAGUGAAAGAAAAAGAUGAAAGAUUGGUGAUGAAUGAAGAAAGUAUUUCUACAUCAGGGCCCAAUGAUAGUAAGUGUUUGCCAUGUGUAGAGGUACAGGGUGUUAAUGAUGAACUUGCAAAGCAAUCAGAAACCAGUGGUACUAUUGAUAGGAGUAGAAAUAGUAUUAAUGAAGUUGCUUCUGAAAACACAUGCAAAAAGACUAUUAAUUCUAGGUGCAUAGAUGUUGAUACUGGUUCAGAAAUGAAGGCUUCAGUCAGUGAACAGAUAGAUCAUGGUGAAACAUCAACAGUGGCUACACCUACUAGAACUGCAGAUAAAUUAUGCAUGACAAGAACUGCAAGUGUUGAUUCCAAUAGCCAACAUUGUGACUUUCAGCCUAGAGUUAGAGUAAAGAAAAUGAACAGUGUUGAUGAUUUAAAUUUUGUUUUAAAAAAUUCAGGCAGUGCAUCAUCAGUUAAUACUAGGCAAUUGCGUAGUGCAUCUUUUUCAUCAAGUGUUACUUUAAGAAAAAAUUCAUUUCAUUACGAUAGUGUAGAUACAAUGGAAGUUGUGCGACGUGCAUCAGGUCGAAUGAAGAAAUCCUGCAGUAGAUGGGAUUCAUGGUCAACCAGAAGGCGAAGAAAAAUUGGUUAUGUGAGUUUAUUGCUUUGUGCAAUAGAAUUUUCUCAUAGCAUGGAUCCUACACUGAAACAGGAACUUCAAGAUCAGGACCAAAGUACAGGAGAGGUGAUUGCAGUUUUGCUGUACAAGUAACCACAGAAAAUGCACUGAUGAACUGAACAAAGUUAACUGCUCAUCACCAGUUUAGGAUUGUAUUAAAACUUCAUUCCAUUCUGCUUCCACAAGUGAUUUAGAAUUGUUACAUCCAGUAUAGUAGAAAUUACUUUAUGGAUGUAAUCAACUAAUGUUCUGCUCUGUUGGAUUUCUUGAAAAAAUAAAAAAUGACUGAAUAAAUUGUGUAAAGGGAUGCCAGAUGUACUGUGGGUGUACUAUUACCCUCACUGCAUCUUGGAAUUUUUCUUUUUCCCUUUUAUCU
This is a messenger RNA of Gryllus bimaculatus (two-spotted cricket), 6954 nucleotides long. The record is from the annotation of a GenBank genome assembly. Lineage: Eukaryota; Metazoa; Arthropoda; Insecta; Orthoptera; Gryllidae.